AUCACAAGUUUGAAAAUUAGCAACCAUUAGAAUUACAUUGAGAAAAUGCUAUUAGCUUUGAUGGCAACGCCUAGGAUUUUAUGGAGAAUAAGCACAACAUAUACAAAGCACAUUGCGAGAAGGCCAUGCAUGCAAAAAUCGGUUGUAUUUUCACCUAACGAAAGUUUAGUUUCAACAGUAUUUUAACUUCAAAUUUUAUUUCUGUGACAAAAACAAACGUUUGUGAUUCCUUUGAUGUUACCAUUUGUUUCAACAUUUCUUAACUUUUCAUAGAUUUCCGUAAUUUUGGGUCGAACACUCGUACUCUGAUUGUGCCAUUCUUUUCCAUAUCCUCAUUUAUGUCAUGUUUUACUAUUUUCCUUGUUUAACUCGGUGCGUUGUGGUACAAAAUGUGUCUUUCUGCAAUACAGUCCGGUAUAUUUCAAUAAAUAGUUAAAACCUUUUUAAACUAGAGAAAUACCUCGAAUUAAAGCUGAUUUUAGGCUUCAGUUCUCCGGUUAACUCAAGCAAUGAAGACUUGAGCUUGUUUGAACAAAGACAGAGAAGGAAAAUUUUCACAUUUCGUGGUGGUACUUGGGACUAGUGUACAAUGGCAAUGAACCUUUCUAGGUUUAUAAAAUGUGUGCCAGUGGGAGAUGGAGUUGUUGGGAAAAGUUGCAUGCUUAUUUGCUACACCAGCAACAAUUUCCCUGCUGACUAUAUACCAACAGUAUUUGAUAACUUCAGUGCAAAUGUAGUUAUUGAUGGAAACACUGUAAAUUUGGGUUUAUGGGACACGACAGUUCAGGAAGACUACAAUAGGCUGAGGCCGCUCAGUUAUAGAAGAGAAGAUGUGUUUGUCCUAGCAUUCUCUUUAGUAAGCAGGGCUAGCUAUGAAAAUGUUUCUAAAAAGUGGGUAACUGAGUUGCGGCAUUAUGCUCCUGGUGUGCCAGUUGUUUUGGUCGGAGCAAAAUUAGAUCUUCGUGAGGAUAAACAUUACUUAUCUGACCAUCCUGGUUCAGUACCUGCAACAACUGCAGAAGCAUGUUUCUUACUUUGAAAAGUUAUUUUCUUAUUUUUACCUUGUAUUAUGCAUUCAAGUUUUGA
Messenger RNA from Cryptomeria japonica (Japanese cedar), 1086 nucleotides. RefSeq names its product rac-like GTP-binding protein 3. The record is from RefSeq and is a predicted model, not a curated record. The transcript has 5 exons. Gene Ontology annotation, cellular component: plasma membrane; cell projection; cytoskeleton. Gene Ontology annotation, molecular function: GTPase activity; protein kinase binding; GTP binding. Bases 590 to 1039 code for a protein of 149 amino acids. NCBI's taxonomy places the organism in Eukaryota, Viridiplantae, Streptophyta, Pinopsida, Cupressales, Cupressaceae. Gene Ontology annotation, biological process: cortical cytoskeleton organization; regulation of actin cytoskeleton organization; actin filament organization.